Messenger RNA from Sugiyamaella lignohabitans, 3396 nucleotides. RefSeq names its product mismatch repair protein MSH3 (gene MSH3). The record is from RefSeq and is a predicted model, not a curated record. Bases 1 to 3396 code for a protein of 1131 amino acids. Gene Ontology annotation, molecular function: ATP-dependent DNA damage sensor activity; mismatched DNA binding; ATP binding. The transcript has a single exon. Gene Ontology annotation, cellular component: nucleus. Gene Ontology annotation, biological process: mitotic recombination; mismatch repair. NCBI's taxonomy places the organism in Eukaryota, Fungi, Ascomycota, Dipodascomycetes, Dipodascales, Trichomonascaceae.
AUGAACAAGUCCAAACAAAAGCAGACUUCGAUAAGUUCGUUUUUCAAACGACCUGUUAAGACUGUAGAAGCCAAAAAUGACGUUGCUGAUGUGUCGUCAGAUGCUUCUUCUCGGGUAUCCAGGGGUUCUAAGAAUAUGGUGGCGGAUCAGAUUGAUUCGGCGGAAGACUCACUAACUAAAGAACCUACCUCUCGGGGUGUAAAACGGUCUGCUCCUACUAGAAAGUCUGAUUCAGAUAACCAUAUCAUUACAAAUAAAAGGAUAAAAGCGUCCGAGUCGCAGAAUUCCAACCAUGUGCAGAGUAGGUCAGUGGAUCCAAUCAGGACGAAGCCAGCCAGUGCUUCUUUGCAGAAUGGUGGGAAAUCUAAUCCGAGAAGUAAGCUGUUAGCCUAUCAGUUUACAAAAUCCAAAAAUAUAAAAAAGGAACCACUUUCUCAGGAACAGCAGGAAUUACAUGAUCUGUUUCUGGCUAAGUUGGGCAAGCCUGGAAGUCUCGAGAAAAUUAGACAGCGGUUGAGACAGAAUGGGCCAGAUGCUAAUGCCACACCUGGUGAAACGUCUGGAGACAGUACCUCUAGUACAGCUAUAGGGGAAGAUACAGAUAAUUCCGAGGUCGGGGCAGAUGGCAAUGACAGCAGCGCACAGGACCAUGACGUAAAUAGUAGCGAUUCGAGUGCUAUAUCGCUUGGCCGUUUUGCAAGUGGCGUUGGUACUGCUACAAAGUCAGGCACUACGUGCUCUACCGGUCAUGUGAAAUUGACACCAAUGGAUGAACAGUAUGUGGCACUUAAAAAGGACUAUCCUGAUGCCAUCAUUCUUGUCGAGGUGGGCUACAAAUACAAGAUCUAUGGAUAUGAUGCUGUGUUGGCAGCAAAGGCGUUUGGAUGGAAUGCUGUUCCCGGUAAGCUUAGCAUAGAUAACUCCCACCCAACAGAUCAUCUGUAUAAAACAUUCGCCAGCACCUCGUUCCCCAUACAAGCUCUAGAUAGGCGAGUACGUAAUUUGGUAGACAAAGGAUUCAAGGUGGGAGUUGUGCAGCAGAUGGAGACAGCUGCUAUAAAGUCUGCAGGGAGCAAUAAGAGCAAGCUAAUGAAACGAGAACUUACCUUCAUGCACACAAAGGGAACGUUUUUGGAAGAAUUCCAACAUCAAUCCCAGGGUCAGUUCAGUUCUCUGUCCAUGUCGGGUGGAUAUAUUCUUUGUGUUUGUACGGGGGAGAAGAAGACUCCGUUGUCACCACUAUCAUUUGGACUAGUUGCAGUUCGUGCUUCAACUGGUGACAUCAUUGUAGAUGAGUUUAUUGAUACUCCUCUGCUAACUGAAUUUGAAACCAGGUUGCUUCAUAUUCAACCAUGUGAAGUACUAAUCGUGGGUGAGGUACCGACUAGCGUCGACACCAUGAUCAAAAGACUCUCCAUAAGAGGCACCCAGCACGCUGCUGACUCGGCAAUUCGAGUUGAAAGUCGGCCAAAACUUCAAGAAGCGGAAGCGUCUUCUCUGAUUAAUAAUUUUUAUGCUAGAAAUGAGUCAGUUCUUCCGCCGACAGUCCUCACCUCGCUUUCAUCACUGUCUCUUGCCUCGUUGAUAGGAUAUCUUGAAACUUUCAAGCUACAAGAUGUAUUAUACCUGACGAACAACUUCACAACUUUUACAAGUCGAAAUCAUAUGCUGCUCAAUGCUAAUACCCUCACAAGUUUAGAAAUAUUUCAAAAUGAAACAAACUUUUCAGAAAAAGGCAGUCUGUUUUGGAUUUUAGAUCACACUCGUACUCCUUUUGGGCAGCGUCUAUUAAAGUCCUGGUUGGCUAAACCUUUAGUAGAUCGUGAGCAACUAGAACUUCGAGUGGAAGCAGUAUCUGAGCUGGUGUCGAGCUAUCCAGAUAAAAUACACAAGAUUGCACAGAUCAUGAAGAGAUUACCUGAUAUGGAGAAGGGAUUAAUUCGUCUAUAUUAUAAGCGUACGACGCGUAAACAGCUGUAUUUCACGCUUGAUUUUCUUCGAGAAAUUUCGGUGGCCUUUUCUGAGCUUAAUCCUGAAAAGGUUGGGUUUGGAUCCAAAGUCUUGAAUGAAUUAUUUGCUUUAUUGCCCAAAUGCCGUGAGAUAGUUAUCCAAGCUCUUUCCCAUAUUAGCCCAGCUGCUGCCAAAGAGGAUAGAAAAGAAGACUUUUUUAAAGACGACGAUUUCGAAGAAUAUGAAAACAUUACUGAUCAGAAAUUGCUAAUUGCUGAUAUCGAUAAGAAGCUGUCUGAUCACCUUGAACUGCUUCGAAAACAGUUGGAUAUGCCAAAACUGGAGUACAAAUCAAUACAACUCACAAACUACCUGGUUUUGAUCCCGAAAUCAAAGGCGAAAACAGUUCCAAAAGAUUGGAUUCGCGGGGGCAGCACUAAAGACGCUCACGGAUACCACACACCGGAAGUGCGAAAACUGCUUAAAGAAAAAGAGUACCAUCGAGAAAAGUUAUCGUUAGAAUGUGAUUCUGCUUUGUCAUUAUUCCUUGACGAUCUUGUUCACCAUUAUGAGCAAUUUAGAGAAGUGAUAUCAGCUGUUUCGCAGAUCGAUUGUCUUAUGUCACUAGCAGCGGCAUCUUCAAAUUCUAAUUACACCCGUGUUCAAUAUGUGGAUACACCAUACAUCCAAAUCAAAGACGGAAGGCAUCCCAUGGUAGACCAGCUUCUCUCUAGCGGUUCAUUUGUCCCAAAUAGUGUAGACAUGUCUCAUGACGUUAACAGAAGUUUGAUAAUCACUGGGCCCAAUAUGGGCGGAAAAAGCUCGUAUGUGCGGCAGGUAGCGUUGAUUUGUAUAAUGGCCCAAAUUGGGUGUUUCGUGCCUGCUGAGAGUGCUACUUUAGGCAUUGUCGAUGCUAUUUAUACUCGAAUGGGUGCAUACGAUAAUAUGUUGGCUGGUGAAUCUACUUUUAUGGUCGAACUUAAAGAAUGUGUGGAUAUAAUUAACAAUGCUACCGAGAGGUCGCUUGUGAUUUUGGACGAAAUUGGAAGAGGCACUGGCACUAUGGAUGGUGUGGGCAUUGCACACGCAGUUUUAUCCCACUUUAUUACAGAUAUUAAGUCACUUACACUAUUUGUUACUCAUUAUCCACUGCUGGCAGAGUUUGAAAACGAAUAUCCUGGCAUUGUUUCUAACCACCACAUGGGAUUUUUAGAAAGAGAUGGCGAGUUUGGUAAGGAGAUAACUUUCUUGUUUACAUUGGAAACAGGUAUAGCUCAUAGAUCUUACGGACUCAAUGUUGCACGGCUAGCAGGCGUCCCUUCGUCCAUCCUACAUCUAGCCAGAAUUAAGUCAGAAGAGUUGGAGAAAAGGCUAAUAGCACGACGAAGUAUGAAACAGGCAAUUAAGGAUGCCAUCCAGUUAAAAAGGGCUCUUGUGACAACCUAA